ACGUCAUUGCAUGUGCAGCUCAUUGAGAUGAAAGGGAUCGCGAGGGGCUGUGCUCAACUUCAAAACGCGUCCCGAGUCCCGCUGCCGUACAGCAGCUUUCAGCGAACCGAGCGAGCGGCGUACAGGAAGAGAGAGAGAGACUAUAUAUAAUAUAAAGACUUUAUAUGUGUUUGAUUUUUGCAUCGCGUUUUUGUUGCGUGCCCAAAGUUAUGAUCACAAUAUUUAGUUCGCAACGUUAGUGCCUGUUGAAUUGGCGCAGCUUUGAUGUGUCUUGCUCGCUGAUCAUCGGUCAGAUUACAUAUUUGAGAUCAUAACCCUUCCCUGCCUUUGAUCUGCUGUUUUCCCCCCCCAAUCUGGUGGUUAUUUUGGAAUGGGACAUACAGUACGCCGGACUGUGAAAUGUUGCUGAGACGGAUGCAGAGAAUACUACAAGGGCUCUCGCUGGUGUAGAAGAGCCUUUGAACUUUGUUUUAACAAACUUGGUGGUCAGCAUUCUAACAGCUGCUGUACAUCAUUACAAUGGCCCGGAUGCUACGACACAUCUCCUUAUUUAUAUUGACAGUUCAAAUCAUAUUCUUACUCCUGGUUCCCGUGGGAGUAGCGGAGGAGAGCAGAGGCUGCAGGGAGCAGGAGUACAGGGACCUGUUUGGAACCUGCAAAGCCUGCCAGCAGUGCGAUGCAGGACAGGAGCUAUCAAAGGAAUGUGGCUUCGGUUACGGGGUGGAUGCCCGGUGCGUGGGCUGCCGGAGCGCCCGCUUCAAGGAGGACCGUGGCCUGCAGAAGUGCAAGCCCUGCCUGGACUGCGGCCUGCUCAACCGCUUCCAGAAGGCCAACUGCUCGGCCACUCGCAACGCCGCGUGCGGAGACUGCCUGCCCGGAUACUACAGGAAGACCAAGCUGAGCGGCUUCCAGGACAUGGAGUGCAUCCUGUGCGGAGACCAACCGCCGCCCUACGAGCCUCACUGCAGCGGGCGUGUGAACCGGGUGCCCCUGCCCUCGGUGCCCUCCAGCCCCCGGGACAUGGCCCUGGCGGCGGUCAUCUGCAGCGCCCUGGUCACCGUGCUGCUGGCCCUGCUGGUGCUCUGCGUCAUCUACUGCAAGAGGCAGCUGCUGGAGAAGAAGCCCGGAGCCUCCAUGAGGUUGCAGGACGGGCCGUACAGCGGGGCGGAGCUGUCGUGUCUGGACCGCCGCUGGCACCCGGAAUUCCCAGACCCCAUCUGCUGCCAGUGUCACCUGGGGCCGGGACACACCUGUGGUCCGGUCCACCUCAUCCCGUCUCUCUGCUGGGACGAGAGCUGCCGUCUGGGCCUGGACAGCCGGGGCCACAGUGCCUUCCAUUCCCAGAUGAGCUUGAGCUACGGGACCCCCAACCAGGACCAGGACCAGGACCACGAUGGCCCCCAGGACCACAGCGGGCCAGAACCCCCCCCGGGGGCGGCCUCAGCAGAGACCUGGCUCCCCGAGCGCUCAGAGAGCCCUGUGACACCGCAGCACAGCCCUGAGGUGGAGCGUUGUGGGACAGCAGAGGAGGAGGAGGUGGUGGUGAAGGAGGAGGAGGGGGUAGAGGAGGUGGAGGAGGUGGUGGAGGAACGUUCCCUGUUGGGAGAGGACGUCCAGAUGAGUUCACCUGACCGCUCAGCUUUGGAAGGAUGACAUGGGUUCCUCUGGCUGGCGUCCCACCCUUGAAGCACCCUGGACUGGACACAACAGCCGCAGCCAGAUCCUGUUUCAGAUCCACUCUGUGGAGAGUUCCCACAGAGAUUGCGCCAGCUCCAGCCCUGUGACUGAGGUCACCCUGCCUCUCCCAGAGCGGCUGCAGCUGACCCCCGGUCACCCAUCAAGGGAGCCCGGAGAGGGCCCAGGGAGGGAUAUGUACAUACGCAACGCAACCUGCGAGCACAGCAACCCGGGGCAACGAUCAAUAGAUUCAAAAGAAAGAAAAACAAACAAGGAUUUUUUUUUUCUUCUAAAAGGCUUAUUGAGAAAAUGUGAGGCCGCAAAAACUCUCCAGGUGGAGAAUUGAAUGAAGUUGGAAUAUUGAGUGACAUGUUUGUUGUUGUGUGCCAUUUAUAAAUAUAUGAAUAGAAGCAGUCGCUCCUGUACGCUGGGGGUGAGUUCUGAUGAGCUUUGAGAAAAGCUUUGCACCUUCACUUGUAAAUGAGCACGGCGCCACAAAACUAGCAGCCUUGCUUUAUGAAGCUUUAGUUUGUUUUGGUGUUUGUUCUUUUUCAAAUGUGAUACUGAAGAUCAUACUGAGCAAGUCAAGACAAUGAGGAAUGUUUGAUCAAAGUGUUUGCUGUAGAUACUGUACAUUAGUGAAUAGUUAAAUAUUUUUGUAACACUGAAGUUACUGACUGCAUUAUUGCAUAAUUUUUCCCUUGAAGUUCGCGUGCUGGUGGUUGUGCCAAGACCACACCUUUUGAUAUCAUUUUGCAUAUUUGUAAAUAAAAAACCAUACAAAUAAUUAUUUGAUUGUGUGAAUUCC
Molecule: messenger RNA, 2485 nt
Organism: Gadus chalcogrammus (walleye pollock)
Lineage: Eukaryota; Metazoa; Chordata; Actinopteri; Gadiformes; Gadidae
Gene: tnfrsf19
Product: tumor necrosis factor receptor superfamily, member 19
Exons: 10
Coding region: 520-1653 (377 amino acids)
Biological process (GO): positive regulation of JNK cascade; positive regulation of canonical NF-kappaB signal transduction
Cellular component (GO): plasma membrane
Molecular function (GO): signaling receptor activity; protein binding
Source: RefSeq, a predicted model, not a curated record